AUGGCAGACAUUUUCGAUUCAUUACUGAGUUUAGAGGAGGACUUCUAUCAAGAAGGAUAUGCUCUUGGGGUGAAGGAUGGAGAACAGGCGGGGAGAAUUGAGGGCCGUGCCUUUGGGCUGGAGAAGGGCUUUGAAAAAUUCCUGGAGCUAGGAAGACUUCAAGGCCGUUGUUCGGUCUGGAAAGCUAGGAUACCACCUCAAUCUACUGCUCCACCCGCCACUGUGGGUUAUGCAGGGAAGCCAAAUGAUAUUCAUAUAACAAACUCGCGCGUACAAAAGCAAACCGAGUCACUGGCUGUCAUUCUGACAAACCCGCCAUUCAAGAACGACGAAGAGUCGGUUGAAGAGGUCGACGAGACACUGAAACGAGGCAGGAACAAAGCAAAGGUUCUAUCCAACAUGCUAGGGGAGAAGGAUGAAAGUGGGAGCAUGAAGGUUGUCGUGGAUGAUGAGAGCAUUGAAGAUGCUGGGAGAGGUGCCCGAGGCGUAGGAAAGAUCUAA
Morchella importuna is the source of this 501-nucleotide messenger RNA. RefSeq lists its product as uncharacterized. The transcript is spliced from 2 exons. The record is from RefSeq and is a predicted model, not a curated record. NCBI's taxonomy places the organism in Eukaryota, Fungi, Ascomycota, Pezizomycetes, Pezizales, Morchellaceae. The coding region runs from base 1 to 501 and encodes 166 amino acids.